AUGGUUACUCUAGAAGAUGCCCAGGCCUCCAACGCCAAGAUCGCCACCACCCUGCCCUCCGGGAUGGUCGCCGUCUUCGUCGGCGGCACCAGCGGCAUCGGUGAGCACACCUUGAAGCGCUUCGCCGAGCACACCAAGAGCCCGCUCAUCUACCUCGUCGGCCGGUCCCGGGAGGCCGCCGACCGCAUCACCUCCGAGUGCGCCCGGCUGAACCCCGACGGCCGCUACAUCUUCAUCCAAUCCGACGUCAGCCUGCUCAACAACGUAUCGCAAGUCUGUGAGCGGAUCCUGUCCGAGACCAAGACCGUCAACCUCUUGUUUCAAACACAGGGAGGUCUGCAGAUAGACACCAUUCCAUCAGGGACCACGGAAGGGCUCACCAAAGCGUACGUGCUUCCCGUCACCUCGCGCAUCCUCUUCGCGCUCAGCCUCCUGCCUGCCCUCCAACGAGCGUCCGGCCUGCGGCGCGUCGUCUCCGUCUUCGCCGCCGGCCACGAGGGCCCGUUUGGCGCGGACGACUGGUCCGGGUACGCCUCGCGGCACCCCCUCGGCGCCCGCGGCCACCUCGCCUCCAUGAUCACCAUGGCGCACAGCGUCCUGGCGCGGCGGGCCCCGGAGGUGAGCUUCGUCCACAACUUCCCGGGCGCCGUCAAGACGCCGUUUGGCAAAGACGCGACGGGCGCCAUGGUCGUGGUGCGCGCGGCGCUGGCGCUGCUCGGGCCGCUGCUGCUCAAGUUCCGCCCGCCGGAGGAGUCGUCGGUGCUGCAGCUGUACUGCGCCACCAGCGCGGCGUUCCCGCCGGCGACGGGCGAGGCGGCUGGCAUUCCUCUCGCGGAGGGGACUGCCGUUUCGGUGGGGAGUGGGGGAAGGCCGGGGAGCGGUAGCUACAACGUGGGUGAGGUUUGUGAGAGAGUGUCCGAGGGCGUCGAGAAGCGGAUGGUCGAGGCGCGCGAGAACGGGGUGGAGGAUCGACUGUGGGCGCAUCUUGUUGGGGAAGUCAAGGAAAUCACCGGAAAGGUGUACUGA
Messenger RNA from Cordyceps fumosorosea ARSEF 2679, 1026 nucleotides. Its product is annotated as NAD(P)-binding domain protein. Gene Ontology annotation, biological process: secondary metabolic process. Bases 1 to 1026 code for a protein of 341 amino acids. The record is from RefSeq and is a predicted model, not a curated record. The transcript is spliced from 2 exons. NCBI's taxonomy places the organism in Eukaryota, Fungi, Ascomycota, Sordariomycetes, Hypocreales, Cordycipitaceae.